AUAUCUAACAAAUAAUACUACUUAAUAUUUUGGUGAUGUUCCAUAGAGACAAAACAAAUGUCAUAUGUUGUAAUAUUUGAUACCCUAUCUAAUCUUACAAGCUUGACAUUUCACCGAUCGCCGUUGCCAAAUAGGGAGAUCGGUACAUGAAGAAACUGACAAUACGAGAUUUUAUGAGAGAGAAACUUGCUCUGGACAGCUCAAUUGCCUCUCUCACUCUCUCUCUCUCCACUUUAUCUAUUUAGGUGUGUGUGUGUAGUGGACCAGUUGUUAAGAUCUAUGUCUCUAUCUCUUCUUUCCUGGGCAAACCAAUUCCAGAUCUUUGCCUCAAGGGUUCUUCUCCUAUCAAUUCCAUUUUUAUCCACAUAAACCCAGACAACCUUCGUUUAAAAAGGAAAGAAAAAAAAUCCCGUCUUGCUUGGUUGCUUCAACAAAUGCGAUCUACUUUGGGGAUCAGAGCAGAGCUGGUGAGUGUUGGUGAUGUCGAAAAAUAGGAAUUCAGAGCGAGAAAUAGGUAGCAGCAGCAAUGGUAGCAGCAGUUGUUGCUCGAAUGCAUCUUCUCAGCUGAAAAUCUACCAAACAUUCAUAUUCUCAGUCCCAAUUUUCUUCACAUUUAUACUUCUCUUCUUGUUUUAUUGGUUCUAUCUCCGGCGGCGACGGGCGGACUGGUCUUCUCUCAGAAUGAGGGCUAAUAAUUCCGUUCUAAUCGGCGAUGAUAUCUCCAGGUGUGAGCUUGGGCUAAAGAAGGAGCUGAGGGAGAUGCUGCCUAUUAUCGUCUUCAAUCACAGCUUUUCUGUCAAAGACACACUAUGCUCAGUGUGCCUGGGGGAGUACCUAGCGGAGGAUAAACUACAGCAGAUACCAAGCUGCGGGCACACGUUUCACAUGGACUGCAUCGACCUCUGGCUAACCAUACACACCACUUGUCCACUCUGCCGCCACUCUCUUCUUGCUCCCACUCUUCACCAACAGACUCAGACUAAUCAGGAUCCUCAAACCAGUGAUCCGCCUUCAGAGACAGAUGAAGGCCUUGUUGCCAUCGCAAGGGAUCAACAUGAUGACCCAGAAGCUCAAACCCAAAGGGGUGUCAUGGAGACUGUCAAAUGAAUCUCAUCAAUUGGAAUAUUGAUAUUCUAAUUUUCUCAUUUUCUGUGUACAGAGUGAAGAGGCAUUAUCGCUCUCUAUUUAUGUAUUUUUCCCAACACUUGAACAACUCUAAUGUAUGCUUAAGCCUGGCUGCCUUGUUUAUUCAUUUAUAUAUGUUGAGCUGGAGAAAAGAUAGUUAUGACAUACAUGAAUAUGAAUAGGGAAGAGGGGAAGAGAUCAAAUGUUUUAAGCAUAUGUACUCCCUCUGUCUCGCGAAGCUUGAGCAGUAUUCGUUUUGGAGUUGUCCCGUAAAACUUGAGCAGUUUUCUUAUAUGGCAAAAGAUUUUUUCAUUAUUCACCUUUUCACUCACCGCAUUUAACAUACAAAAUACUAACUUCUUAAAAUUCGUAUUUAAAAAAAAUUGCUCAAACUCCGGGAUUACAUUUACGAAAGAAAAUGGUAAAUGGAGUUAAGUAGAAUUGAGUUGGGCCAAAUCAAAACUCAACAUGUUGAAGUAGAUCUAUUUUGACUGAGUCAACUACUGACUUCGCCAGUAACCACUUGUCUUAUCUACAACGACAACUAGAAGCAGUCACUACUCUCUCUCUCUGUGUUGACUUUCUCUCUCUUACAGCUUAGCUUGGUCGUGGCCAUUUCAAUUUUGAAAUAAACCGGCAGUCAUGUCUGUGGCGACAGCCGCAAAUCCGGCCAACAUCUGUGCAAUGGAUAGGGUUUCCUACUGCUGCGUAUGGAAGGAGGGGCGCGUUAUCUACAAAUACAGCGUCGGCAACCACGAGAUCGACAACAUGGCCGCCUUGUGCUUGGAAUCCAUCCCUCCUUACCACAGAUCCUACUCCCAAACCAUUGCUUCUUACACUUUCUCCUUCUUAAUCGACGACGCCUUCGUCUACUUCGCUAUUCUGCGCCGCCACUCUCUCACCAACUCCCAUCUCCUUGCCUUCCUUCAAAGCUUGAGGGAUGAAUUCACCAAUAUUGCCACUCCUAAGACUCUCGACGACCACUUUGCGCCCGUCGUCCGUCGCCUGGUGGCUUCCUUAGAGGCCGCAACUGCCACGCCGUGGCCGGCCAUGAAUGGGGCCGCCGCAGAAGCUGGUACUUCCACCAAAGCCCCUCUCCUAGCAAGGCCUUGCAAACAAGACAAGAAGAAGAAGAUCAAGGAUGAUGCGGCUGUUGCCAGGGAUAUUGAGACGCCGGAGCACAGGCGAUCCACGGACUCCGACGCGUCUUCGAGGAUCAAGUCCAGCACCCAGAAUCUGAGAGACAAGUGGUGCCGCCAAGUGAGGAUUGUUCUUGCCAUCGAUGCUGCAGUCUGCCUUCUUCUACUUGUAAUUUGGUUAGUUAUAUGCCAUGGUAUAGAGUGCAUUCGUUGAUAUAUAUAUAUGAUGGAGGCCUUUUGCAUUUCAA
This is a messenger RNA of Salvia miltiorrhiza (redroot sage), 2512 nucleotides long. RefSeq names its product RING-H2 finger protein ATL58-like. The record is from RefSeq and is a predicted model, not a curated record. Bases 481 to 1107 code for a protein of 208 amino acids. Gene Ontology annotation, biological process: protein ubiquitination. The transcript has 3 exons. Gene Ontology annotation, molecular function: transferase activity. Lineage: Eukaryota; Viridiplantae; Streptophyta; Magnoliopsida; Lamiales; Lamiaceae.